AAUAUUUCCAUAUUGACUGUAGUUGAAACACAAGCUUUGGAUUUAAUGAUUGAUCAGGUGUAUGUGUUCUCCACAGCCGUCCGGUACUGUGACAACUGUCUGGUGAUCAAACCCGACCGCUGCCACCACUGCUCCACCUGUGACAUGUGUGUACUGAAGAUGGACCAUCACUGUCCAUGGGUGAAUAACUGUGUUGGAUUUUCAAACUACAAGUUCUUUGUCUUGUUUCUGGCCUACUCCAUGCUAUAUUGUGCAUUCAUCGCCGCUACCGUCCUGCAGUAUUUCAUCAAAUUCUGGACACUUUGCCGAUGGAGAUCUGUUGGGGAUUGUCCUCAGAAUCAGCUGCCUGACACUCACGCCAAAUUCCACGUGUUGUUUCUGUUUUUUGUGGCGGCCAUGUUCUUCAUCAGCAUCCUGUCGCUUUUCAGCUACCAUCUCUGGCUUGUGGGAAAGAACAGGACCACCAUAGAGGCUUUCAGGGCUCCUGUCUUCAGAAAUGGCCCAGACAAGAAUGGCUUCUCUCUGGGAUUCAGUAGGAACAUGGCWGAGGUCUUUGGAGACCAGAAGAAGUACUGGAUGUUUCCCAUCUACACCAGUCACGGUGAUGGUAACAGUUUUGUCACCCGGUUGGUGAACUUAGAUCCUGAGCAGAUAGCUGUGGGCCUCCAGAUCAACGGCAAAAGCUCUGUAGAUGGUCCUGCAAGCCCCAAGCAUGUCCUUGGCGACACCAUCAACCACAUUGASGAUCAUCAGGAUGGCAGCUUCGACAAAACUGACGUAGCCGAGACGGUCACAGUCACCAUAGAGAGCGAGUCAUAGACAGGUAAGCCUAUGGAUGACUCCYGCUGAAGUGUGCGCGUUUCCUACAGAGCUUAGAGAGGAAACUGAUGACCGUCCAUGAUCUUUGAUUACCAGUCGGCUCAAAACUGCCAAGAGACAACUGAGCCAUCAACUGUGAUGCCUUACAGCCAGCAGAAUCUGUCUAAACAAAAAACCACCCCUUAUCACCUGCAGCACCCCUACUACCAUGGACAAAUGUCAAGUAACAGCUCUUGUAUGGACAUAUUUUCUWUUGCCAUUCUUACAUCCACCAAACAGCAUUCCUGGUAUGAUGGACACAACCUGGACAGUCAUGGACGCUACAUCAGCCAUCUAAGUCCUCACCAAGCGCAUACUCUCUGACACUUCAUCUUUGUUUUUAACCAAAGCUUUUUUUUGUAACUAUGAUUAAUCUCUGGGACUACUCUGUUAUUCAAGCCAAAAAAAGAAGACUCUUUGCACUAGGUUAGGUUAUUUCAGGAAAAGUGCAGGAAAAUAAUURCUUUACACUUAUACACCUCAGUYGAAUUAGUAUUCACUUUCUUUAUUGGAAAAAAGGAAGGGAGUUUACURUUUCUUACCCCAGAAACUCAGUUACUGGUUUUGAUUGGGUUAAGCCCAGGGAAUACAAUGUUCAGGGCCUCAAGACGCAACGUCUCAGUUGACUGUAGUGUGUGUUUGUGUACUGUAUGCACUGUAUGCACUUUACAUUUGAACCCUGUGGAGGGCGCUAAGCAUAUCCAUUGAUUUCAACAGGCCAUACAGUCUUACAGGUGGUUUGCAUGAAAAAAGGCUUUGUAGGACCCUAUGCCAAAUACUUUCCUGCUCAACAUCAUCGUAACUUAAAGCUAGAACACUUUGUUUUUGGCAUUAUAAAUUAAUGAUAUAUAUCCAUUGAUUCUUGAAUAUAACCUAUAAAUGAUUYGUGAGCUUAGUUCAACUGUCAUACCCCUACAGAUUUUUUACUAUGUUUGUAAACAACGUAAAUGUAAACUCAUUUACAUUUAGCUUCAGAAAAUGGUUAAAACUAUCCUUUUUAUAUUUUUGACGGUAAGUCCUUGCAUCCAUAGCUCUGUCUAUGAAUUUGAGUGGUUACAUUUCUCCAGGCCCAUCCCUCAGCUUUUUACCAAAACAGAGGYGGGGUAACACUUUGUCAUUGUUUCAACUGCUGAUUCUAGCUUUUAAAUGUGCCUUCAGUUAAGUUGUUCAGAUUUUUUUUGUUCUGUCGUAUGGAAGGACAAAGGUUAAGUACAGUGCCAUAGUAAAUGGUUCACCUUAGCAUGGUGUAAUUACUUUAACAUUUCUGUUUGCAAUUUUAAACUGUUCAUUUUUGCUAAUACACAUUUGAAGUGUCAUGACCCUAAUGACGCAGGGCCAAAUCCUAACUCUAGAUGCAUGUUUUGCAAAAUUGUGAUCUACAGUACCGGUCAAAAGUUUGGACACACCUACUCAUUCCAGGGUUUUUCUUUAUUUUUACUAUUUUCUACA
Messenger RNA from Salvelinus sp. IW2-2015, 2307 nucleotides. RefSeq names its product palmitoyltransferase ZDHHC20-A-like. Gene Ontology annotation, molecular function: palmitoyltransferase activity. Lineage: Eukaryota; Metazoa; Chordata; Actinopteri; Salmoniformes; Salmonidae. The record is from RefSeq and is a predicted model, not a curated record.